This is a messenger RNA of Culicoides brevitarsis, 1437 nucleotides long. Its product is annotated as somatostatin receptor type 2-like. Gene Ontology annotation, cellular component: plasma membrane; neuron projection. The record is from RefSeq and is a predicted model, not a curated record. The transcript has 2 exons. NCBI's taxonomy places the organism in Eukaryota, Metazoa, Arthropoda, Insecta, Diptera, Ceratopogonidae. Gene Ontology annotation, molecular function: peptide binding; somatostatin receptor activity. Bases 1 to 1215 code for a protein of 404 amino acids. Gene Ontology annotation, biological process: G protein-coupled receptor signaling pathway.
AUGUCGAAUAUCAUUUCGAUAAUUUUGUAUGCGAUCGUCUGUAUCAUCGGCGUCAUGGGCAACACACUCGUUAUUUAUGUGGUGCUGCGUUUUAGUAAUAUGCAGACCGUUACCAACAUGUACAUCUUGAAUCUGGCGAUUGCAGACGAAUGUUACCUCAUUGGCAUCCCUUUUCUUAUCACGACGAUGCAUUAUCAGCACUGGGCUUUCGGCAGCACGAUGUGUAAGGCGUACAUGGUAUCAACUUCUAUCACGCAAUUCACAUCGUCGAUAUUUCUCUUUAUCAUGUCCGCAGACAGAUAUAUUGCGAUUUGUCAUCAUGUUUCGUCGCCCAAAUACCGCACACCGCUAGUGUCUCGCAUCGUCUCCGCCAUCGCCUGGAUCGCAUCUGUGAUAAUAAUGUCACCAAUUAUUGUCUUUUCCGACACAAUGACGAAUGUGCAGGGCGAUCGUGCCUCGUGUCGCAUCGUUUGGCCCGCCGAACACGAAGCAUCCAGUAGUUUUUACUUCACCAUCUACUCCUUCGUGCUGGGAUUCGCGCUUCCAUUGUGCUUCAUUGCGACCUUUUACUUCCUCGUGAUACGAAAGUUGCGCAAAGUCUCGAAAAAGACGCAAAACUCGCACUCGAAGAACAAGAAAAAGUCGCAUCGCAAGGUAACGAAACUCGUGUUGACCGUCAUUACGGUGUACAUUUUGUGCUGGCUCCCGUACUGGGUGUCACAAGUCGCUCUUAUCACGUCCGAGCCCAAAGACUGUAAUACGCGCCUUGAAAUUACGCUUUUUUUGCUCGUCGGAUGCUUGGGGUACGUCAACUCGGCGAUAAAUCCCAUCUUGUACGCCUACCUGAGUGAUAAUUUUAAAAAAAGCUUCAUGAAAGCGUGUACUUGCGCGAAAACGAAGGACAUCAAUGCCCAACUUAGGUUAGAGAAUAGUGUUAUGCCGCGCAAAUCGCGCAAUCGAACCAACUCCGAGACACCCGUGACACUGACAACUACGACAAAUAUCACGUCAAAGUCGAACCGGCUGAUAAUUGAGCCACUCACGAUGGUAAAUACAACAACAACAACUGGCAUAUCGGACAACAACUCGUCUCUGCACCCCAGUCCCAAUCCAAUUUUGAAGAGCGCGAACCACUUUCGGGGCAACAAUACGAACGGCAGCAGCAACAACAACGACAAAGUCGCGUUCGAAGGUGAUUUGGUUCAAAUUAAUUAAUUUAAGGAAGAAUAGAGAUAAAUUUAACAUUUAACGAGGGAAAUCAAUAAAGUUGUAACGGAAUAUUUUACGCGCGAACCCUUGAAGUCAACGACGAUUUUUGUGAUGAUAGUAUUAAACGAAUCUAUUUCGCGUCUUUGAAUGAGCGGUUAUGUUAAAUUUAUUCAUGCCCAAAAAAAGAAAAAAAAAAUCAAAAGUAUUUCAGAAUGACGGUACAUUCUG